This is a messenger RNA of Pan troglodytes (chimpanzee), 1625 nucleotides long. RefSeq names its product cell death inducing DFFA like effector a (gene CIDEA). The coding region runs from base 534 to 1304 and encodes 256 amino acids. NCBI's taxonomy places the organism in Eukaryota, Metazoa, Chordata, Mammalia, Primates, Hominidae. Gene Ontology annotation, biological process: lipid storage; regulation of apoptotic process; apoptotic process. Gene Ontology annotation, cellular component: lipid droplet. The transcript has 6 exons. The record is from RefSeq and is a predicted model, not a curated record.
GCAGGUCCCGGUGUCUGCGGCAGCUUCCGCAUCCCUGCAGGGAACCAGCGGCUCGCUGAGCCUGGGGCUGGGCUCUGGGGGACUCCAGAGCUGGAGGCAAGUGGCGCUCACAUCCGUCUCCUCACCUGCCCCACCCGUGGCCUGGGUUUAAAAUCCACACACCCGUCUUUCCGCGGCCAAAGUGAUGCUGCCAGGAUUGGUGAUGACCCCAACUGCCCCGACCCCCAGAAGUGCGAAACGAACAGGCUGGCAAGUGACCAAAAGAGACCCGCGGAGCAUCUGGGCUUCCAAGGUCCUCGGUACCGCCCAAGGCAGCGAAGGACGCGCGGCUCCAGGCUGCGGGAGCCAGGGACGACCGGGGGCUCCCAGAGCGCGAAGUCGCGAUCCUCGGCGGUGGAGAGCUCGUGCCAAAACGUCCUCCCCUGCGCCAGUCAGGCCUUCGCGGGGCUGGCAGGCGGGCGGGGGCGGGGCCGCCGCACUUUAAGAGGCUGUGCAGGCAGACAGGCCUCCAGGCCCGCUAGGGGAUCCGCGCCAUGGAGGCCGCCCGGGACUAUGCAGGAGCCCUCAUCAGGCCCCUGACAUUUAUGGGAUCACAGACUAAGCGAGUCCUGCUCACCCCGCUCAUACAUCCAGCUCGCCCUUUCCGGGUCUCCAACCAUGACAGGAGCAGCCGGCGUGGGGUGAUGGCAAGCAGCCUGCAGGAGCUCAUCAGCAAGACUCUGGAUGCCCUCGUCAUCGCCACCGGACUGGUCACUCUGGUGCUGGAGGAAGAUGGCACCGUGGUGGACACAGAAGAGUUCUUUCAGACCUUGGGAGACAACACGCAUUUCAUGAUCUUGGAAAAAGGACAGAAGUGGAUGCCGAUGGAGUCUCUCUCUGUCGCCCAGGCUGGAGUGCAGUGGCGUGAUCUCGGCUCACUGCAACCUCCACCUCCUGGGUUCAAGCGAUUCUCCUGCCUCAGCCUGGGAUUACAGGGCAGCCAGCACGUCCCCACUUGCUCGCCACCGAAGAGGUCGGGAAUAGCGAGAGUCACCUUCGACUUGUACAGGCUGAACCCCAAGGACUUCAUCGGCUGCCUUAACGUGAAGGCCACCAUGUAUGAGAUGUACUCCGUGUCCUACGACAUCCGGUGCACGGGACUCAAGGGCCUGCUGAGGAGUCUGCUGCGGUUCCUGUCCUACUCCGCCCAGGUGACGGGACAGUUUCUCAUCUAUCUGGGCACGUACAUGCUCCGGGUGCUGGAUGACAAGGAAGAGCGGCCAUCCCUCCGGUCACAAGCCAAGGGCCGGUUCACGUGUGGAUAGGGAUGCAGGCUGUCGCCGGCUCUUGAGCCAAACACUGAGUUUCGUUUGGCUCAAUGACGAAUGUUGAAGAUGCUUUUAUGUUCUGAGCCACAUGCACUUGUAGGCCGCUGGUCACGCUGCUUAGGAGCGGUGCCCAGAAAAGGAAAGGGCUUGGUUGUACAUGAAGUGGGGGCAGUGGGCAGUGUGCCCUGGGGGGAGGCAUAGAGGGCCCCGGGGAUCAUGGGAAGCGACCACGCAGCAGGCGUGCCCAGGAGCGUGUGCGUGUGUCAGAGCCAUUUGGUCCAUCAUCUGCAAUAAACCCAUCGCAAGAAUGACCUUCAA